CUGCCAGUGAGGAGAUGAUUUUAUUGCAGUCAGCCAGUAACCACACUGGGCUACAGACCAGCAUUAGUAACAGCGAGACUGCCCUGUGUGCAGUGCGUCAUAGGAACCUUAGAGCCCCGCCUCUCCGCUGGGGGAACGUGUUCAAGGUUGCACAGGGCAGAAGUGAAAAGUUAUCGCAAAGGAUUAUGGGAGCUAAGUUGCUGUCCUUGUAGUUAGAGUGCGGACCAUGCUGAGGAUCCCUGUGUGGCGGACAGUGUGUGCAGCAUUAUCCUCCCGGGGGCCAGCCGGCCGCCUGCGGACACUGCAUGUGAGUGUGAGCCGGCCAUCCCAAGAGCCCAGCGCCGCGAUAGACCCAGCAUUACUGGAAGUCCUGGUCUGUCCGCUCUCCAGGAAGCCAUUGAGGUGACACCUGACAUUACCUGUCUGUCUGUCUGUGUUAGAGGGGAUCAGACAUUGUCUGACAUUACCUGUCUGUCUGUCUGUGUUAGUGGGGAUCAGACAUUGUCUGACAUUACCUGCCUGUCUGUCUGUGUUAGAGGGGAUCAGACAUUGUCUGACAUUACCUGCCUGUCUGUCUGUGUUAGAGGGGAUCAGACAUUGUCUGACAUUACCUGCCUGUCUGUGUUAGUGGGGAUCAGACAUUGUCUGACAUUACCUGUCUGUCUGUGUUAGUGGGGAUCAGACAUUGUCUGACACUACCUGCCUGUCUGUGUUAGUGGGGUUCAGGGAUUGUCUGACAUUACCUGCCUGUCUGUCUGUGUUAGUGGGGUUCAGGGAUUGUCUGACAUUACCUGCCUGUCUGUCUGUGUUAGUGGGGUUCAGGGAUUGUCUGACAUUACCUGCCUGUCUGUCUGUGUUAGUGGGGUUCAGGGAUUGUCUGACAUUACCUGCCUGUCUGUCUGUGUUAGUGGGGUUCAGGGAUUGUCUGACAUUACCUGCCUGUCUGUCUGUGUUAGUGGGGUUCAGGGAUUGUCUGACAUUACCUGCCUGUCUGUCUGUGUUAGUGGGGUUCAGGGAUUGUCUGACAUUACCUGCCUGUCUGUCUGUGUUAGUGGGGUUCAGGGAUUGUCUGACAUUACCUGCCUGUCUGUCUGUGUUAGUGGGGUUCAGGGAUUGUCUGACAUUACCUGCCUGUCUGUCUGUGUUAGUGGGGUUCAGGGAUUGUCUGACAUUACCUGCCUGUCUGUCUGUGUUAGUGGGGUUCAGGGAUUGUCUGACAUUACCUGCCUGUCUGUCUGUGUUAGUGGGGUUCAGGGAUUGUCUGACAUUACCUGCCUGUCUGUCUGUGUUAGUGGGGUUCAGGGAUUGUCUGACAUUACCUGCCUGUCUGUCUGUGUUAGUGGGGUUCAGGGAUUGUCUGACAUUACCUGCCUGCCUGUCUGUGUUAGUGGGGUUCAGGGAUUGUCUGACAUUACCUGCCUGCCUGUCUGUGUUAGUGGGGUUCAGGGAUUGUCUGACAUUACCUGCCUGUCUGUGUCUGUGUUAGUGGGGUUCAGGGUUGUCACGGCGUACCUGCCUGUCUGUCUCUGCAGUGUUAGUGGGGUUCAGGGGAUUGUCUGACAUUGCCUGCCUGCCUGUGUUGGGGAUCGAGACAUUGUCUGACAUUACCUGUCUGUCUGUCUGUGUUAGUGGGGAUCAGACAUUGUCUGACAUUACCUGCCUGUCUGUCUGUGUUAGUGGGGAUCAGACGUUGUCUGACACUACCUGCCUGUCUGUGUUAGAGGUGGGUUCAGGGGAUUGUCUGACGUGCCUGUCUGUGUUAGUGGGGUUCAGGGAUUGUCUGACAUUACCUGCCUGUCUGUCUGUGUUAGUGGGGUUCAGGGAUUGUCUGACAUUACCUGCCUGUCUGUCUGUGUUAGUGGGGUUCAGGGAUUGUCUGACAUUACCUGCCUGUCUGUCUGUGUUAGUGGGGUUCAGGGAUUGUCUGACAUUACCUGCCUGUCUGUCUGUGUUAGUGGGGUUCAGGGAUUGUCUGACAUUACCUGCCUGUCUGUCUGUGUUAGUGGGGUUCAGGGAUUGUCUGACAUUACCUGCCUGUCUGUCUGUGUUAGUGGGGUUCAGGGAUUGUCUGACAUUACCUGCCUGUCUGUCUGUGUUAGUGGGGUUCAGGGAUUGUCUGACAUUACCUGCCUGUCUGUCUGUGUUAGUGGGGUUCAGGGAUUGUCUGACAUUACCUGCCUGUCUGUCUGUGUUAGUGGGGUUCAGGGAUUGUCUGACAUUACCUGCCUGUCUGUCUGUGUUAGUGGGGUUCAGGGAUUGUCUGACAUUACCUGCCUGUCUGUCUGUGUUAGUGGGGUUCAGGGAUUGUCUGACAUUACCUGCCUGUCUGUCUGUGUUAGUGGGGUUCAGGGAUUGUCUGACAUUACCUGCCUGUCUGUCUGUGUUAGUGGGGUUCAGGGAUUGUCUGACAUUACCUGCCUGUCUGUCUGUGUUAGUGGGGUUCAGGGAUUGUCUGACAUUACCUGCCUGUCUGUCUGUGUUAGUGGGGUUCAGGGAUUGUCUGACAUUACCUGCCUGUCUGUCUGUGUUAGUGGGGUUCAGGGAUUGUCUGACAUUACCUGCCUGUCUGUCUGUGUUAGUGGGGUUCAGGGAUUGUCUGACAUUACCUGCCUGUCUGUCUGUGUUAGUGGGGUUCAGGGAUUGUCUGACAUUACCUGCCUGUCUGUCUGUGUUAGUGGGGUUCAGGGAUUGUCUGACAUUACCUGCCUGUCUGUCUGUGUUAGUGGGGUUCAGGGAUUGUCUGACAUUACCUGCCUGUCUGUCUGUGUUAGUGGGGUUCAGGGAUUGUCUGACAUUACCUGCCUGCCUGUCUGUGUUAGUGGGGUUCAGGGAUUGUCUGACAUUACCUGCCUGCCUGUCUGUGUUAGUGGGGUUCAGGGAUUGUCUGACAUUACCUGCCUGCCUGUCUGUGUUAGUGGGGUUCAGGGAUUGUCUGACAUUACCUGCCUGUCUGUCUGUGUUAGUGGGGUUCAGGGAUUGUCUGACAUUACCUGCCUCUGUCUGUGUUAGUGGGGUUCAGGGAUUGUCUGACAUUACCUGCCUGCCUGUCUGUGUUAGUGGGGUUCAGGGAUUGUCUGACAUUACCUGCCUGCCUGUCUGUGUUAGUGGGGUUCAGGGAUUGUCUGACAUUACCUGCCUGUCUGUGUUAGUGGGGUUCAGGGAUUGUCUGACAUUACCUGCCUGUGUCUGUGUUAGUGGGGUUCAGGGAUUGUCUGACAUUACCUGCCUGUCUGUCUGUGUUAGUGGGGUUCAGGGAUUGUCUGACAUUACCUGCCUGCCUGUCUGUGUUAGUGGGCUUCAGGGAUUGUCUGACAUUACCUGCCUGCCUGUCUGUGUUAGUGGGGAUCAGGGAUUGUCUGACAUUACCUGCCUGCCUGUCUGUGUUAGUGGGCUUCAGGGAUUGUCUGACAUUACCUGCCUGCCUGUCUGUGUUAGUGGGCUUCAGGGAUUGUCUGACAUUACCUGCCUGCCUGUCUGUGUUAGUGGGGAUCAGGGAUUGUCUGACAUUAACUACCUGCCUGUCUGUGUUAGUGGGGAUCAGACAUUGUCUGACAUUAACUACCUGCCUGUCUGUGUUAGUGGGGAUCAGACAUUGUCUGACACUACCUGCCUGUCUGUGUUAGUGGGGAUCAGACAUUGUCUGACACUACCUGCCUGUCUGUGUUAGUGGGGAUCAGACAUUGUCUGACACUACCUGCCUGUCUGUGUUAGUGGGGAUCAGACAUUGUCUGACACUACCUGCCUGUCUGUCUGUGUUAGUGGGGAUCAGACAUUGUCUGACAUUACCUGCCUGUCUGUCUGUGUUAGUGGGGAUCAGACAUUGUCUGACAUUACCUGCCUGUCUGUGUUAGUGGGGAUCUGACAUUACCUGCCUUGUCUGUGUUAGUGGGGUUCAGGGAUUGUGUUCUCAUAGGACACCCCUUCCCCUUUCAUUUUCAUUCAGGUUAACAAGCUUGUAGUCUUCCUAUUGAAUGCACAAUCACUGACAUAUCCAACCUGAGUGUUCUUUUAGUGAUUGCCCUUUAUAUGUAAAGGGAAAUUGAAACAACAUUACUAGUACAGCUCAGUGCAGUGGUUAUCAUGGCAACAGUCGAGGAAUGCCAUCCUUUGAUGUUGUGGGUGUGUUCUUGUAGCUGUUUGUUGUUUUUUAGUAUAUUUGUGUGUUUCGACUCAGGCACUUAGAGACUGCCUUCCACAGCAACUUGAUAUGACCCCCACCCAAGCUGACAUAACUUCCACUUAUACAUAAUCACUAUCAGUUUUGUACAGUUAUAUGCUAAGUAUGCAGGGCCAGGGGGAAAUGAGGAGAGGUGCUCAUAUAUUCUUGACUGGUUAACCUCUACAGUAAGUUGUAGUGGUUAUGUUUGCUUAGACUGCCUCUCUAAGACAGACAUCACAAUGGUAACUGUACUAUUCUUGUUUUAAUAAGUGUUCUAUGUCUUAACUGUACAAAGUUUCUUGUCUGCACCCUAACCCCAUUUUCAUGAUAUACUUUCAUUUCAGAAUAUAGGUCUCAAUUUAAUAAGCUUUCCAAAUGAUUCAAUACUGUUAGAAACACUUUUCAAAUGAUUUAUUGACAAAUAAUCACAUAGACUUUAAUGUUAGAAAUGUAGAAAAUAAUGCAGGCACUCCAAAGUAUCCCAUAAAAAGGCAACUUGACAAAGAUCUUAGGGAUGAAACGUUGUUUUGGUUCGUGGGUCCAAUAAAAGUUGCCUUUUUUGGGGAUACUUAAGAGUGCCUGGAUUACUUUCUACAUUUCUACUUCUACUUUUGGUCCUCUGGUACUGGGACUGAUCCAACUAGCACCCAAGGAUUCCUUAGAUGAAGGGUUUGAGUGCAGUUUCACAAUUUAUCUAUGGAUAGACUUAAAUCACAAGUUGUUGUUUUGUUCUUGUUUUUUUUUAUAAACAAUAUUGAGUUUUUGGGAAAACGUAUCAAAUUGAGGCCACGGUAGCAAUAUGAAAAGAAAAAUGUCUUUCCAUGGCAGCACUACAGUUUUUCCUCUCUAGUGAUUUUUCUCCUUUUAUUCCUCCUGGAAUUUAUUCUUUAGGAGGGAUAAGAAGUUGGUAGCCACUAACAAAAUGGACAUAGGAUUUAUAUCCCCUCCUAUUAUUUUGUGGCUCACUUGGGUUUAAUUUUACCCCUGCCCAUGCCUCAGGACACUGCGCCUCACCAAGGGCGACCCCCCCGAAGGACUCUCCCCUUAGCGACCGUGGAGUUAUGCUGCAGUGAUCCUACAGGUAGCAGCCGGACGUGCCAGUGACAGUAAGGUGAUAAUUCCCAGGUAAGGGUCCACCUAUUUCAGUUAAGCCUUGAGGCUAUUCUGGCUUUCCCAUACGUAUGUUAUGUGGAGGAUUUAAAUGCAGUUUACCUCUAAGGGGGUUUUCUUGCAAUCUGCCCAUGGUAUUUCUCUAAUUGGGGGACUCCCUCUUUUAAUCUCCCUGGUCUGCUUUACCUCUUCGGGUUUUCGUAGUUGCCUUGUGGAGCCUGUGAUUAGGAUCCACCGGCUGCAUCAAGAGGCAUAUGAAAGGUUUGAAAGAUCCUAUGUCCAUUUUGUGAGUGGCUACCAACUUCUUAUCCCUCCUAAGGCAUUAAUUCCAGGAGGAAUAAAAGGAAGCAAUCACUCGAGAGAGGAAAAAACUGUAGUGCUACCAUGGCCUAUAUCCGGGAAAAGAAAAUAUCGGUGAGUAUGAAUUAAUUUUCUAUUUUAACAUACAUUUUCACAGGCCAUGAAACCAAGUAAAUGUUGUUUGUGUUUUUUUUUUUUUUUUUACCCCUUAAAACCGGAGUGCGUACUAUUACGCCCUAUUCUAAGCGGCUCUAAACGCCGCAGGGCGUAAUAGUACGCCCUCCGUUUUUUGUUACCCAGUCGCCGGCGGUCCGGGUACUCACCUGGGAUCCCAGGGAGUCCCCCGCGGCGGAUCCUGCCACCUCCGGCCAUGUGAGAGUGAGGUACUUGCGAGGACCUCACAAUCACAUGGCCGGGUUAGCUGGCUGCUGCAUUGCCAGCAGGGGGACUGCCUAUAAUGACAGUCCCCCUGCUGGCUGAAUUCAAAUAAAAUAAAGCCAAAAUCAGUGUAAAAAAAAAUAAAUUGUAUACUUAGAUCAUAUAUAAUAUAUACAUACACACACAUACACUGUCUAGGUGUAUUUUACUAUUAAAAUAAAUAAAUAUAUAUAUAUAUAUAUAUAUAUAUAUAUAUAUAUAUAUAUCUCUCUAUCUAUCUCAAAUUACACGUAGACUGAUACUGAUUAAAUAUAUAUAUAAUUAUUGUGUUAUAUAUAUAUAUAUAUAUAUAUAUAUAUAUAUAUAUAUAUAUCUCUAUUAUAAAAAAAUAUGUAAAUGUUAAAAAAUAAAAUUAAAAAAAUAAUUAAAAAUAAAUAAUUAAAAAAUAUAUAGAUGUGCUAUUUCGUUCUAACUGUAGUGUGAUAUUAAUAUAUAUUUAUAUCAAAAUACACGUAGAACAAAAUAACAUAUACAUCUAUAUACAUAAAUAUAUACGUAUAUAUCACUAUAUUAGGGAUUUAGUUUAGGGAAUUUAAUUUGCUAGCACUAUAUUUAACCCUAUAACUUUCCAAGACACCAUAAAACCUGUACAUGGGGGGUACUGUUUUACUCGGGAGACUUCGCUGAACACAGAUAUUAGUGUUUCAAAACAGUAAAAUGUAUUACAACGAUGAUAUCGCCAGUAAAAGUGAAGUUUUUUGCAUUUUUCACGCACAAACAGCACUUACACGGACAAUAUUAUUGCUGUGAUACUUUUUACUGUUUUGAAACACAAAUAUUUGUGUUCAGCGAAGUCUCCUGAGUACAACAGUACCCCUCAUGUACAGGUUUUAUGGUGUUUUCAAAAGUUACAGCAUCAAAUAUAAGGCUUUUUUCAUUUUUUUUCACAUUAAAAUUCUCCAGAUUGGUUACGUUGCCUUUGAGACCCUAUGGUAGCCCAAGAAUUAAAAUUACCCCUAUGAUGGCAUACCAUUUGCAAUAGUAGACAACCCAAGGUAUUGCAAAUGGGGUAUGUCCAGUCUUUUUUAGUAGCAACUUUGGCCAGUGUUUAUGACCAAAUGGCUACUAAAAAAGACUGGACAUACCCCGUUUGCAAUACCUUGGGUUGUCUACUAUUGCAAAUGGUAUGUAAUUAUGGGUGUAAAUUUUAAUUCCUGGGCUUUCAAUUUCAAAUGUAACUUCCCAAAACACCAUAAAACCUGUACAUAGGGGGUUCUGUUUUACACUGUUUUACAUUUUAUUGCAGUAAAAGAAAACAGUAUUAUGACAUGGACAGUUAAAAUGUCAUGUAGAACUAAAAAAAUAACAAUUUCUUAUUUUCUCCCAUUUUUUUUUCAUAUUAAAUUGUUUCAUAGCUAAAUAUUUGAUAUUAAAUGAAAGCCCUGUUUCCCCUUAAUAAAAUGAUAUAUAAUAAGGGUGGGUGUAUUAACAUGAAAGAGGUGAGUUACGGUUGGACAGACAUAUAGCGCAAAUGCCAGGUUUUGUUUGCGUUUUGUUUUGUUCACAACAUGUACAUUUGGCUCAGUCCUUAAGGGUUUAAAUUGUUUUGUUUUCCCAGCAUUUACUAUUCAUUGCUUUCCUCUUUGUUUAGGUAUGAAGAAUCCACUAAUGAGCUAAUUAAUGAUGAGCUGGGUAUCUCCUACCCUAUUGUAGAUGGAAUACCUAAUAUGACUCCUCAGGAUGCAAGAAUGAUUCACAAAGAUCAGAAGCCAAAGGCAACUGACGACACAUCAUAGAUGUAAUUGCAUGAAGCUUCGUCGGACACCAUGAUCCUGUCCCUACCAACUCUGACUGUGCUUGUCCCUUUGCUGUCAUUGGCUGGUUUAUUUUACUCUGCAUCAGUAGAAGAGGAUUUCCCUCAAGGAUGCACAAGCACAGCAAGUGUGUGUUUUUACAGCCUCUUGCUUCCAAUCACUCUGCCUGUGUAUGUGUUUUUUCAUUUGUGGACAUGGAUGGGAAUUAAACUUUUCAGGCACAAUUAACACAUAACUCUAUGGAAGGAGCUGCUUCUUUGUUAUAUUUAGAUUUCAGCAUUCACAGAGGCUAAAUGUUGAGAUACAUACUUGCCAUGGCAUUACUGUAACAUGUCAGCUAAACGUCUUCUUUUUUUUGUUCAAGCUGCUUCUAGUUACUGUUUAAUUUAUAACCUACAUUUCUAUAAUGCCUGGGGCUCUCGACUGUUUGGGGUUUAUUGAAAUUAAGCCAAUUUAUGGCAGUGUACAAUCAAUUUAUCAGCUUUACUAAUGUAUGAAUAAACAAACAUCUUAACAUAUGUCUUCUGUCCAGUGAGCUUUAGGGCUUUAUGAACAUGUCAUUUUCACUGAAAGAACGUAUUCACAGUUACUGGCUGGUUGUGGGGGGGGGGAGGGGGGCUGUGCUUAGAUCGUAAGUGCGCUAAUCAGCAAUAUGUACUAUAGGGUGCAAAAUACUUAACAUGGGAAAAUAAAUACAAAUUCUACACUGCUGUUUUGGCCUUAAAGGAGCACUAUAGGGUUAUUAGGUCUCGCUCGUGUUCCCUCCCCCCCUCCCCAAUCUGGCUGGUUAAAACCCCUUCAGCCACUUACUUUAAUCCUUAAAAGGUAUGAAAACAGUGAUAUAUUUGAUUAAGAAGAUAUUCCCUACGCUUGAGCAUCACAUGUAAUGUACAAAGGACUAUGUAAUUCCCUGAAUAGAGGAGUAUCACGGUCUGUUUUAUAUCCUGCACUAUAAUUGCAAUCUAUAGCAAACAAUAUUUGUGGCAAUAUGUGUUAAAGGGAAAAUGCUACAUUUAUGCAUAAUUAUGACAUGUAUGAACAUUGUAAAGUCUAUUUUGUACCAAAAACUAUUUGACAGAGCUUGCAUGGCAAUUGGUAUAACUUUUUUUUUUUUUUUUUUACUUUAUUUUGUUUUAGGCAGUAGGUUAAACAUUACAUCUGCAUAUAGACAAUUAAAAUAACAAUCCAUAUUGCUUUGAUUCAUUGUGUUAUAACUGGUUUAUGAACUUAACCGUUGUAACAACUUGGUCAGUAUUUUUGCAAUUAUGAUAAUAUAGGUAUAUG
Pelobates cultripes (western spadefoot toad) is the source of this 9045-nucleotide messenger RNA. The record is from the annotation of a GenBank genome assembly. NCBI's taxonomy places the organism in Eukaryota, Metazoa, Chordata, Amphibia, Anura, Pelobatidae.